AGAAAACAAAGCAAAUUAAUCUGUUGCUCAUUGCUUUUUCUGUGCAAAAGAGUAAAAUACAGAAGAGCACAACAUUUACUACAUACAAAAAUAAUAAAUGCUGUCAAAAAAAAUACAUACAUUAUUAUUGGGCUUACCUACACUAUCAUGAACACACAUCAUGAAUAUAAACUCGAAAACGGGUUUUUGCUAGAUGAGAAUGGGAAGAGAGUUUGAUGUUAGUUCAUGAAUUUCAAGCAACGAGAUUGCAGCUUGACAUUUUGAAAGGAAUUUAGUCGUAUUUUGAGCAGCUAGCGUUGUGUGUUUCGAGUGAAAAGUUUACAUGGCGAAAGACAAGUGGAGCAAACUGGAAACAGAGGAAUUAAUUUCAAUUUACCGAAAUUAUCCUCUUUUGUACAAUAUGAAACAUAAAGACUAUAUAAAACUUUCCAAAAAAGAGGCUGCGCUAAACGAAAUAGUCAGCCGAAUAAAAGUGAUUAAACCAGACGCAACAUGCGAAGUGGUUAAAAAAAAAAUAAAAACAUUAAAAGAUCAAUAUGGCGUAGAGCAGCGAAACAUUUUAAAAAAAAGUAGAAUUAAUACUGCAGCAAUAUAUACACCCAAAUUAUGGUGCUUUGAACAGCUAAGAUUUCUAUCUCAAUCAAGUGAUGAAUCAGUUGAUAGAAAAUAUAUAAACGUAAACAUCGGUAAUGAGAACAUAGAAAUAUUCCAACCGUCCACUUCAGCAGGCCAGUUGUCCAUUUCAGCUGAAAUACAAAAGCCAAAGAAGGAAAAUGAAUUGGACACAAUUUUGGACCAAACCGCGCAAACAUGCCAACUUGUGCAUGAUUUAAAAACAAGUGUAGAACAAGCGGAGGCCUCAAAGUCAGCAUCUUUUUGCAAGUAUAUGCAGACUGAGUUAGAUAAACUAGAUGAAACCUAUGAUGACGCACUGGAUGAUAUCAUAGCUGUCAUUCAACGCUAUAAGCGUAAGGAAAAAUUGCUUAAAUGUAGAACUGGUAACUUAGAGUAACUUAGAUGUACAUAUUUGUAUGUAUUUAAUUUCAAAAUAAUAAAAAAUAUUUGCACAUGUUUAAAUUCAAAAAUAUGAUUUAAG
Messenger RNA from Teleopsis dalmanni, 1096 nucleotides. RefSeq lists its product as uncharacterized. The record is from RefSeq and is a predicted model, not a curated record. The transcript has 3 exons. The coding region runs from base 323 to 1012 and encodes 229 amino acids. NCBI's taxonomy places the organism in Eukaryota, Metazoa, Arthropoda, Insecta, Diptera, Diopsidae.